CACACUCUCUCUCUCUCCUCUUCUUGUCUUCUCUUCUCUCUUUCCUUCUCUUCUCUCUUUCUUCUUUCCCUUCUCUCUCUCUCUCUCUCUCUCUCUCUGAGCUCAAUUUCGUGAUGGCGCUCAAAUUGAACGCUAACAACAACUACCUUUCACUAAGCUCUUCAAAUUGUUGGCCUUCCAAUGGCUCCCCUUGCACAGGCAGAAAAGUGUUGGCUUUGCGGUGUUUCUUACAAAAUAAAUGGGGUAAUUCAAGAAAGGGCUGCCUGAUACGACAAUUUUUUGUGUCGAAUGGUGAUGCUGGUUUGGUGGGGUGUGGGAAGUACUAUAUAACGCUUUCCAAACCCAGGAGGAGAGGAUACAUUUUCCCAUUUGCCUCAGCUGAUGAUGGUGUGACUGUCAACGGGAGUCCCCAAUCUAGCACGAGUACAGACCUCGAGAAAAUGAGGGUGAAACUUAAUAGCUCACUUGAAGAUGGAGACUUCUGUGAUGCACUUGUUCAAGCUUUAUAUGACGCUGCCAGGGUUUUCGAAUUAGCUAUUAAAGAGCAUAAAUCAUUAGCAAGAGUAUCCUGGGUUUUAACUGCCUGGCUUGGGGUAGACCAAAAUGCAUGGGUGAAGGCAGUGUCAUAUCAGUUCAUCCAGGCUGCUGUUUUCUCCUUAUUGCAUGCGGCAAGUGAAAUUUCAUCGCGAAGAGAUGGCGGCGACGACAGAAAUGUCAAUGUCUUUGUUCAAAGGAGUUUGCUGAGGCUAUCUGCUCCCUUGGAGGGUUUAAUUAGAGAAAAAUUAUCAACCCAAAUUCCCGAAGCAUAUGAAUGGUUCUGGUCUGAGCAGGUUCCAGCUGUUGUGGCAUCCUUUGUUAAUAAGUUUGAAGGGGAUGGACGCUUUUGUGCUACUGCUGUUUUGAAUGGAAAAAGUAUGGGUUCAAGCAGUGCAAGUGACACGUCCCUUCUUCUGCUUGCACUAACAUGCAUUGCUGUAGUCUCUAAACUUGGCCCGGCCAAAGUUUCUUGUUCACAAUUCUUUUCCAUGAUCGCAGAGAUAACUGGUAGUUUAAUGGACAUGCUGGCUGGUCUAAUUCCUGUAAGCCAAGCUUAUAAUUCUAUAAAGGAUAUUGGUCUGCACAGAGAAUUUCUCGUUCAUUUUGGGCCAAGAGCUGCAGCCUGUAGAGCAAAAGAUGAAUGGGGUUCAGAAGAGAUUGUUUUCUGGGUGAAUCUUGCUCAGAGGCAACUGCAGCAAGUUAUUGAUAAGGAGAAAAUCUGGUCAAGACUGACAACUUCUGAAAGUAUUGAGGUUUUGGAGAAGGAUUUGGCUAUAUUUGGAUUCUUUAUCGCUUUAGGAAGAAGUACACGGUCCUUCCUUUUGGCGAAUGGUUUUGAUACCCUUGAUGAUCCACUGGAAGAUUUCAUCAGGUACCUUAUAGGAGGCAGCGUUUUCUACUACCCUCAGCUCUCAUCCAUUAGUUCAUACCAAUUGUAUGUGGAGGUAGUUUGUGAAGAGCUGGACUGGCUUCCUUUUUAUCCGGGUAUCACCAGCAUUACAAAACAGACACACACACAUAAAAGUAAAGAUGAAGGCCCCCCAAAUGCUGAAGCAGUACCCCAGGCAUUUUAUGUUUGUUCUCAUUGGAUUCAGAGCUUUAUCAAAUAUAGUACAUGGCUAGAAAGCCCCUCAAAUGUGAAAGCAGCUGAAUUUCUGUCAAUAGGGCACAAGAAAUUGAUGCAGUCCAUGGAAGAACUUGGGGUGAAAACCAUGGAAGAACUUGGGAUGAAAACGGAGAAGACAUUAGAAAAAGAGAUCAAGAAAACAGUUGAUAAACAGAGAUCUGCAGUUAAGUCAAUUGCAAAAGAUUCAGAUUCAUUUGAUGAG
This is a messenger RNA of Arachis ipaensis, 1865 nucleotides long. Lineage: Eukaryota; Viridiplantae; Streptophyta; Magnoliopsida; Fabales; Fabaceae. The record is from RefSeq and is a predicted model, not a curated record.